GACACCACCAUGCAAUCAAGUCAAACGACCACCCGAUUCCCUCACCAAUAAAGUACAAGCAAUCUCCCAUUAGGGUUUAGCAACUCCUCACUCUCUCUCCCCUAAAAUUUCCUAAACCACACCCCACAAUGUCCGCCGCCUCUGCUCCGCCACCGGUGGAUCAGAUGUCCGCCGUGUCCCUCUCCGACGCCGUCGAAGAGGCCAGCUUCUCUCAACGCGUCCUCAUCAAGAGCAUUAUCGGCCGCCCCGACGGCGGUGCCGGUCUCUCCGGGAAGACGGUGAGAGUCGGCGGCUGGGUCAAGACCGGUCGCGAGCAAGGCAAGGGCUCGUUUGCUUUCUUGGAGCUCAACGACGGCUCGUGCCCAGCCAACCUCCAGGUCAUGGUUGACGCCGCCGUGGCUCCGCUCAGCCAGCUGGUGGCUACCGGCACGUGCGUGCACGUGGAAGGAGAGCUGAAGUUGCCGCCGGAAGGGACGAAGCAGAGGAUCGAGCUUAGGGUUUUGAAGGUUCUCGAUGUGGGGACUGUGGAUCCGGCGAAAUAUCCAUUGCCUAAGACCAGGCUGACUCUUGAGUUUCUCAGAGACUAUGUUCAUCUUCGCCCUAGAACCAACACGAUUUCUGCAAUUGCUCGCAUCCGGAAUGCACUGGCUUAUGCAACCCACACAUUCUUUCAGAAACAUGGGUUUCUUUAUGUUCACACUCCAAUAAUCACCACUAGUGAUUGUGAAGGUGCAGGCGAAAUGUUUCAAGUCACAACCUUGAUUAAUGAUGCAGAAAAGUUGGAGAAGGAGUUGAUUAAAAAUCCUCCUCCGUCCAAAGCUGAUGUGGAAGCUGCUAAGCUACUAGUUACGAAGAAAGGAGAGGCUGUUGCUCAAUUAAAAUCAUCCAAAGCGAGCAAGGUGGAAAUUAGUGCUGCAGUUGCUGAACUAACAAAAGCUAAAGAGAAUCUCUCAAGGCUGGAAGAGAGAUUUAAGCUUAAACCUGGGAUACCUGAGAAGGAUGGGAAGAUUGAUUACUCCCAAGAUUUCUUUGCCCGACAAGCCUUUUUGACUGUUUCUGGACAGCUACAGGUUGAAACUUUCGCAUGUGCCGUUAGUAGUGUCUAUACAUUUGGUCCAACUUUUCGAGCUGAGCACUCUCAUACCUCAAGACAUCUGGCAGAAUUCUGGAUGGUGGAGCCUGAAAUAGCAUUUGCAGAUAUUGAGGAUGACAUGAAGUGCGCGGAGGCGUAUGUGAAAUUCUUGUGUCAAUGGUUACUUGACAAUUGCCUUGAUGAUAUGGAACUUAUGGUUAAGAACUUUGAUAAAAGUGCAAUUGAUCGUCUAAGAAUGGUUGCUUCAACCGACUUUGUCCGCUGCUCUUACACAGAAGCAGUUGCAAUUCUUGAGGAAGCAUCGAAAGAGAGGCAGUUUGAGAAUAAAGUGGAAUGGGGGAUUGAUUUAGCAUCUGAACAUGAAAGAUACUUGACUGAAGUGAAAUUCAAAUCUCCUGUUAUUGUGUAUAAUUACCCAAAAGGGAUUAAAGCAUUCUAUAUGAAGGUUAAUGCUGACAACAAAACUGUAGCUGCUAUGGAUGUGCUUGUACCAAAGGUGGGAGAGCUAAUUGGAGGGAGCCAAAGGGAAGACACACAUGAAGUCAUCAAGGAAAGGAUACUGGAGAUGGGGCUGCCUCUAGAGCCAUAUGAGUGGUACCUUGACCUUCGACGCUAUGGCACUGUCAAACAUAGCGGUUUUGGUUUAGGAUUUGAACGUAUGAUUCUCUUUGCCACAGGGCUUGACAACAUUAGAGAUGUGAUUCCCUUCCCCAGAUAUCCCGGAAGAGCAGAUCUGUGAUCCUAUUCCAUGGAAAUGUUGAUGCCAUGAUUUUGCAUUAUCAAUAGCUUUUCUUUUAUACCCUGUUACUGUUAUUGACAUUGUCAUCCAAAACAGAAUUUUUUAUCAAAACUAUGAUAAUCAAUUUGUUGUUCACUCUAUGGGAUGCCCAGUUUGUGUCUAUAGCGUGUAUUUGCUUUGGAUUAUUUGAUCUAUUAGGAUGUAUACCUGUUUGUUGCUUGGAUAUGGUGCCGGAUUAUGAGGGUUUCUUACUAUUUUAAUAUAAAUGGCCAUUGGUCUUCUGCUGCUGU
Molecule: messenger RNA, 2122 nt
Organism: Camellia sinensis
Lineage: Eukaryota; Viridiplantae; Streptophyta; Magnoliopsida; Ericales; Theaceae
Product: asparagine--tRNA ligase, cytoplasmic 1
Biological process (GO): asparaginyl-tRNA aminoacylation
Cellular component (GO): mitochondrion
Molecular function (GO): ATP binding; nucleic acid binding; asparagine-tRNA ligase activity
Source: RefSeq, a predicted model, not a curated record